Coffea eugenioides is the source of this 927-nucleotide messenger RNA. Its product is annotated as pentatricopeptide repeat-containing protein At1g12300, mitochondrial-like. The transcript has a single exon. The coding region runs from base 1 to 927 and encodes 308 amino acids. Gene Ontology annotation, molecular function: protein binding. The record is from RefSeq and is a predicted model, not a curated record. Lineage: Eukaryota; Viridiplantae; Streptophyta; Magnoliopsida; Gentianales; Rubiaceae.
AUGCUACUGAAUCAGAUGAGUCAUUUUAGUAUUGCUCCAAGCCAUUUUACUCAUUGUAUUCUGAUUGAUGCAUUUUCUAGGGAAGGAUCCAUGCAAGAUGCAGAAGAUGUAUUUGAGAUCAUGAUUCAGAGAGGUGAAAAUCCUGGUACAGUUAUAUAUAAUGCCCUGAUGAAUGGAUGCUAUUUGCAGGGCCAAAUGGAUAAAGCAAGGAAAAUUUUUGACGCCAUGGUUGAAAGGGGUGCUAAUCCAGAUAUUCUGAGCUACAGUACCCUAAUGAAUGCGCAUUUCAAGAAAAAUGAAAAUGAUGAGGCCAUGCAUCUCCUCAGGGAAAUUCCACAGAGAGGUUUGAGAGCUGACGUUGGUACAUAUAAUAUUGUCUUGCAGGGUUUAUUCAGGAUGGGAAGGUAUCGUUCUGCAAGAGAAGUAUUCAUUGAGAUGCGAGCUGCUUCCUUACCUCCUGAUUUUCAUACCUACUGUACAAUGUUGGAUGGCCUAUGCAAAUGUGGACAUAUUGAGGAGGGACUGCAAUUCCUGCAGAAGAUGGAAUUUGAUAGAGUCAAACUUGAUAUAACUAUGUACAACAUCAUUCUUCAUGUAUUGUGCAAAAGUGGGAGGUUUCAAUUUGCACGGGAUCUUUUCAAUAAUCUUUCUUUGCUGGAUGAAGCUAAAGAGUUUUUUGUGAAAAUGGAAGAGAUUAGUUGUUCAGCUAAUGGGAUAACAUUUAGUUUUAUUGCUCAAGAACUUCUUAGGAGAGGUGAAUAUAAUGAUGCACUGAGAUUUCUGGAAGAAAUGGCUAGAAGAGGAUUUAAAAUGGACUCAUAUACUUUCUCUAUUUUAAUAGAUUUGCUACAAGAUAAAGAAAAUUAUCCUUCUCUUAUGCAGAUAAUUGAGAAGUUUGGACCUAAUGAACUGAAGUCGAAAUCAUAA